CUAUAAACUUGAAGCUGUGACAGCCUUAACAGAGCAGCUAGAUUUUUAGCAGUUGUAAAAAAUAAACUUUUACAUGUUCUGUCCAAAUACUGAAACAUAUCACAGGAUACUAUGUGUCUGGUCGAUUAAUAUUUGACAGUUCCCUGGACAACUAGCUAGCCAUCUACCCUUGAUGCAAAGCCGUACAACAAUCUCUGAGAACCGUGCCAUGGAUUCAGAACGACAGAAACGAAGGGAGGAGAUCCACAAAGCUAUGAGCUUUAUUCAGUCCUCCUUGCCAUUCCCGGAGCCUGAGGGUUAUGAGGCAUUUCUGACCCAGUUGGUGUGUAACUUGCUGGACGAGGGCAACAUGGUGUUCCGGGAUGGGGAGUGGAGGCAGGCAGCCCAGCACUACAGUGAGGGGGUGAACGUGGCGCGCUAUGCCCAGGCUGAGGCUCUGGUCAUCCCCCCUAAGCUGCUGGAGAGCCUUUACGUCAAUAAGGCUGCAGCACACUAUCAUAUUGGGGAGUAUGAGCGGGGCGUGCAAGACUGCGACAGCGCACUGUGUGUGUCUGAGGGCAGUCGUAGAGUCCUCUACAGAAAGGCUCUCUGUCUGAGGGAGCUGGGAAAGUUCAGGGAAGCCUAUGAGUGUGGCACAGGGUGCCUGCUCACCGCCCCACAAGACAGGCAGGUGAGUGAGCUGGCCCAGGACCUGGCCAAUAAACUGGGUUUGAAGGUCCGCAAGGCCUAUAUCAGUGCUCAGGUGGAAUCCACAUCACCAGGAGGGGAGGGCCAUGGAGACAACUCUCCGCCCACAGGAGAGACGUCUUCCAACGGUUUAGAGUCUUUAGACAUUGGACCAGCUGACCUGUCCAGUGCCCAGUGUAUCCCUGCCCCUUUAGCCACGCCCAUCCCCGUCAGCGAUGACCCCGCCACCCCGGUGGUGACCCCAUGUGCUGACCUGUCGGAGAGCCCCAGCAGCCAGGGACAGGCACCCAUGCCCUACUCCGUGCCUGUCUCGGAGCACAUGGACACCAUGGAGGGAUGCAGCGUCAUGAACGACCAGCUGGACAGCCUCCUGGACUGCAUCCCCAAGAAAGUCAGUGAGAGCCCUGUCCAGGGCGCCAUCCCCACCAACCUCCCCAACACGGCGGUGGGCCUGCGCUCCCCAUACGCCUCCAACCUCCCGGCCCCCUCACCCCAGCUACCACCUGCCUACUUCAGCUCUUCCGUCAGCCAAAUGUCUCCCCUGGAACCCUACCCUCCGCUGGGUCAGAGAGAACAGCGGGAACAGAGCUCCAGCCAGGUGCUGGAUGUCCUGGGCAGCUUCUCCCAGGGAGCUGGGGUUGGGGAGGCUGAGGGGAAGGCAGGGGUUGGAGGGCUGGACUCCCUCUCAGAGUACACCCUGCCUGGGGGAAGAAUCUCGCAUAGCUUCAUUCCAGGGAUACGCAACCACAACUCCUCUCACACAAACGGUCCUGCGGGCACCAACCUGUCCCUGCUCUCCAGAAACCCCCUGGCCACCACGCACGAGUUCCGCCAAGCCUGCCAUGCCUGCUACAGCCGCAUAGGUCCACGGGUCAUGGACUACCAGUACCAGCCAGAGGCGGCCCACCGCUGUAAGAGAGACGUUCUGCUCUGUCGCCUCAAGAACACGGACGACCCCACCUGGAAGAGGGUCCGACCCAGGCCGGCCCGGAACAACUUCCUGGGAGCGUUCGUGCUCUGCAAAGAGGUGCAGGAGCGUCAGGAGUGCCAGUAUGGGGAGAACUGCACGUUUGCGUACUGCCAGGAGGAGAUCGACGUGUGGACCCAGGAGAGAAAGGGAGCCCUGAGCAGGGAGCUGCUGUUCGACCCCCUGGGCAGCACGGAGAGGCGGGCCCUCAGCGUCACGCGGCUGCUGCAGCUGCACAUGGGCAUGUUCAUGUUCCUCUGUGAGGAAUGUUUUGACAGUAAGCCUCGCAUCAUCAGCAAACGCAGCAAGGAGAACCUGGCUGUGUGCUCCAACCUCACCGCCAGACACCCAUUCGACGACAACAAGUGCCUGGUGCACGUGGUGAGGUCUGCCAAUGUGCGCUACAGUAAGGUACGGCCCCUGCACCCGCUGUGCCAGUUUGACGUGUGUCGUCACGAGGUGCGUUACGGCUGCCAGAGGGAGGACAGCUGCUCCUUCGCCCACUCUGUCAUCGAGCUCAAGUGCUGGGUGCUACAGCAGGACACAGGUAUUACUCAUGAGGAGAUGGUGCAGGAGUCCAAGAGGCACUGGCACAGGCUGGAGCAGAACGCACAGAGGCAGAAGCCUAUACACAUCCCACACCAAAGCAGUGGUUUUAGUGGUGGAGGAAUCGGGGGAGGUGGAGACGGUAUGGGAGGAGGUGGUGUUAGCUCAGGGGGAUGCCUUGCAGGAGGAGGAGGAAGAGGCAGGGGGCUGAACCUGAAGAUGAAGUUCGUGUGCGGUCAGUGCUGGAGAGACGGUCAGGUCAACGAGCCAGACAAAGCACUCAAGUACUGCACUGCCAAGGCCCGACACAGCUGGACUAAGGAGCGGAGGGUGCUGUUAGUCAAGUCGUUUGAGAAGAAGAAGUGGGUGGUAGUACGACCUCUGCCUUUCUCCCGCACCUACCCACAGCAAUACGACAUGUGUGUGCACGUGAUGAAGCAGAAGAAGUGCCACUACAUCGGGAACUGCUCGUUCGCCCACAGUCAGGAGGAGAGAGACGUCUGGACGUACAUGAAGAACAACAGCUUGAGGGACAUGCAGCAAAUGUACGACAUGUGGCUCACGAUGACCAAUCAAAACAGGCGCACCGAUGGAUCGCUCAUGACCCCGCCCCCAGAGGAGAAACAAGUCUCCAUGACAACAGAUUACUCAGAGUCCAUGGGUGGGAGGCGGUUGUCAGAAGGGGGAGAACUGUAAUGGUGGUGGUGUUGGCCUUGUAAGGUAGAACGACAGAGGAGACACUACGCUACCACAACACACUAGCCCCUGCCAGCCUGCUAUCAGUCUGGGCACACACACGCACACACCUCUGGGACAGUGUCUCCCUUCCCCAAGCACCUGAUAAAGCAAUGCCAAACAGGCUCACGCACACACACAUACACACACACACAAACAGACCCAUGACUAGAUGAGUGUAUGUAAGGAAUAGCCAUUCUUGAUUUCAGUGUGAACCUGAGUGUAUUUUCCAGCAUAUGGCAGGUGUUCUAAACUUGACACAGAAGCCCUUCCCCCUACAGUAGGUAUCCACUGAAAGUACAUGAACCACCAGGCAAAGAGUAGAACUUUCCAGAAGCCCUUAUUCCAUAGAUUAUCGCUCUAUAAACGGGUCCUUGUUAUUUCAAGGGGGCUACAUUCUACAACCAAAUCCUACCCCCCUUCCCUUCUGGGAAUGUAGAGAGAGGGAGGAGAGACAAAGAGUGAAUUCUUGGACAAAUGUUUUGUUCAACAUUUGGCCAUGGGAGUGGUAUUUGGCUCUAUAUGUCUGCCAUAUUGGCAGAGGACUAUGAAUGUAAAGCCUAACCAGGCCUUUGAUGAGUAAGUCAAACACAAUACAGUUGUGGAAUGUAUUUGAUCAAAUGUAAUGAUAACCCCCCCCCCCCUUACAGAUGGAUUCCGUGGGACAAGGAACACAUAAAAAGCCCUACCAUAACCCUGUUAUGCACUGAGUGGUCAUUAGAAUGAGGUAGCUACUGUUGGCAUUGGAGGGUCACAGGACUACGGUAUUGCAGGUCCCUGUAUAUCUACAGCCAGAGUUUGAAGUAUGACUAGUUGGAACAAUGACAAACAAGAAAUAAGGGUAAAACCUUUGGCCAAAAAACUAAUGUUUUGAGCCUGAAUAAUUAACAUACAACAAACAUAUGGGAAAUUGACACCUCAUUGUUGCAACUCUUCACAUUUACUACUGGAAACGCCUGCACCUGUACCAGAGUAAAGGCCUGAUUGUGUGUAGCCGGCCCUAGUUGAUUAUGAUCUCUUGAAGAAAAGAAAAAAAAGAGCGAUAAAUAAAAUCAAGGAAUUGAAUCCUCACAAGAUUAAAUCUAGUCUGUAAAGAGAAAUACAAACUACAAAUCAUCAAAUUUGAUUGAGUGAUCAAAUGAUGACAACUGUACUCACAAGUUAAAAGUGGAAAGACAGAAAAGCAUUUGUCAUUUUUAUCAGUUCAACUGAGGCCGCUAUAUAAAGAGAACUUGCCCUUCAAAUGUAUACCUGUGCUGGUCCCUGAGGGAACACUGAUGGGGUAGUAUUAGAGGAGGAAGUGAUAAGCAUCAUAUGAUGUGCCUAAUAUACAAGCACACACACUCACACACAAACUCAUUUACGUGAUGAAAAAGGCAUGGCUUGUCUAGCCAGGACUUGUCAUGGCAAGCACCUGCAGUAGACAUGGGAUGUCUGUAUUCAUGAACGUUAUACACACAUUAUAUAUAUAUAUUUACAGAUAUUGGUAUACUACUAAUGAUAAUUGAUAACUUAGCAGUUAAGCUUAAUUAAAUAUAACCUGAACCUUGUAUUGAUUACAUAGAACCUCUUGUUAUUGAGCUAUGCUAUAUGACAUGUAUCGCUGAUCUAGAUGACUAUAGUAAUUAUUUUGCUUCUGUGAGGGCCAUUCCAGGGGCACAUGCUCUCAUUUUGUGGAGACUGUUUGAAUUAAAGGGGGGGGGGCAGAAGAUUGCAGAAGAUAAUGCAUCCCCCUCAUCUGUAUGAGUCAAGUCUUUUUAGUUAAGGCUAGAACAACAAACUCUACUUUUCCUAUAAAUGCUUUGGGAAACCUUGGGAGCCUUACUUACCCUACUGAACACACCUGUUUUCUUCAUUUGUAAACCAAUCAAAUACAAUAUGUGAGGAAAUCAUGUAUGAACGCAAGAAACACCAGCUAAAUAAACCUACCCAGACUGUUAACUGACAGAAUAACUGUCUAAUCAGAAUAGUCAUAGAGGGGUGAGUGGGAGGGACUAGCACUGGAAUGGCCCAGGUAUCUGCUUCAUUGAGGGAUUGUAUAACUGCUACUACUAUUAUUAUGAUGAAGAUGAUGACGAUUAGGAUUGCUAUUAUGAAAAUGUCUAUUCUCCCAUAUGCUAUUGAUAUACGUAUAUGUUAAUUGCUAUGUAUAACUCUCUCUUUAUAUGUAUCCAUGUAUGAAAUAUAAUACUUUACAGUAAAUGGGCAUCUAUGUAUGCAGGCAGGCAGGCUCAAACAGGAAGACUGAGCACAUCAAAUCAAAGCUGCUAACACAUUGUCUUUGUCUUAAAAUCCCAUAGGCUGUAAAACAUAACUGUCCAAGUAUAACCGCCACUAGACUGGUAAAUAAUUACAGACAGUGGGAGAAUAUGUCAGACUUGGAUGUCCAGUUGUCUAAUGUGAAGGGGAUUAUUAGAGUACAUUUGUGUUACAGGUUGUAAUACCAGCUUUCUACAAGGUCAAUCAGUUUUAUAAAAGAAUGUUUGAUUCAUGUGCAUAGCUGCACCUGAAUACAUAUUCUCUCAUCAGGGCUGAAAUACCUGCAAUGUUAAUGUCAGUGAUGACAGCUCACAUUGUACCUGCGAAGACAGAUCAUGAUCAAGAACAUGCAUAGACGCCUGUAUACGUCAGUAUAGCGCCUUAUUCAGUAUACCUAAUAUAAGAUGAAAUAUAUAUCCCUAUUGUAUAAUCCUACUUUCUCUAUAUAUGAUACAUAUACUGUAUACCUAUUAUGACACCUAGACACUCUUAUAAGGUAUUUAGAUAAGAGGAGUUGGCAGAAGGUGUUUUUAGUUUUCCCUGGUUGCUGUCUGAAGAGGUCAAAGGUCAGUGUCUGAUGUAGUAAUUUGCAUAUGACGGCUGAGGACUACACGUUCUCUGGACAAGUAUAACUACUGUGUCCAAUUGAACAGUUUUAAGAACCGAUAACGUUGGUCCUAAACCGGAUCCUAAUUUGACCUUCUUUGCAUUUUCUGAGAGGUUAAGAUGGGUGUAAGCAAUACAUUAAGUUUAUUCACCAUUGGCUUGUUAUAGAGUUGCCACCAUAUCGCUUCUACUUGUUCAGUCUGCUCAAAACUCAGCAAGUGCAGAGGGAGAUGAGGCUUAUGGGUAGACUUUGGACUGGAUGUUGUUUCUGAUAAUAGAACCGUUGGCACUUCACUCUGCAUUAUUUGCAGUUUCUGAUAAUAGAACCUUUGGCACUUCACUCUGCAUUAUUUGCAACAGACAUCUGUGAGAAAACAAGGUGGACAUGGAGGUAGAGAUGAGAAGAAUUCAACUGACAGCAGCUGUUGUUUCGGAGACUCAUGAUUUUAGUGGAAUAUUGCACAUCUAAUUGUCCAUACAAUAGUUUCAGCCUUGUGGUUGGAAGAAGGCUUGAGAGUCUCACUUUAAAUUUAGUCCUCAACUUAAUAAAACAGAUGCCGGUAAACUCUG
Osmerus eperlanus (European smelt) is the source of this 6370-nucleotide messenger RNA. It is a transcript of the gene zc3h7bb, whose product is annotated as zinc finger CCCH-type containing 7Bb. NCBI's taxonomy places the organism in Eukaryota, Metazoa, Chordata, Actinopteri, Osmeriformes, Osmeridae. The transcript has 22 exons. The record is from RefSeq and is a predicted model, not a curated record. The coding region runs from base 173 to 2896 and encodes 907 amino acids. Gene Ontology annotation, molecular function: protein binding; metal ion binding; miRNA binding. Gene Ontology annotation, biological process: miRNA processing.